GUGCGAUAAGAUUGAUUGAUUGAUCCACUUUCCAUCUUAUCACUCGCUUCCUUCUCCUUCCCUCGCUCCACCCCACCUUUUAGUCUACUUUGGUUUACUUUGACAGCUGUUGCUUUCCAUUUCCUGGUCUUCCACAUCUUGCUAUAUACCUUGCUCUCUUCCUCGUGCCUCAUUUCACUUUCAUCUUCAGUUCCAAUUCCAAUAUGAAGACUCUCUUCAGGAAUGCCACUAUUAUACCGGGAGUCAAUCCUCCCCCCGCAGAUUCUCCCACGUGUAUGAUCAUCGAGGAUGACCGCAUUGUUUACGUCGGCACCGAGACCGAUCUUCCCACUGACCCGGUGGAUCAUGAGGUCGAUUUGAAUGGCAAGAAAGUCCUACCUGGAUUCAUCGACGGACACAUGCACCUGCUGCUGUUCGGCGCCUCUCUCUCCAAGAUCGAUCUCAGCGACUGCAAGAACCUGGCCGACAUCCGCGCGACGAUCGCGCGCGCCGCGGCCGAGAACCCCACGGCGGAGCGGCUCUUCUGCCGCGGCUGGAUGCACAGCAUGACGGACGGCCAGGCGCUGGCCAGCAUGAUCGACGACCUGGACCCGCGGCCGAUCUUCAUCGACUCGAAGGACCUGCACUUCGCCUGGCUGAACACGCCCGCGCUGGAGGAGCUGCAGGUGGCCGGCCUCCCGGACCCGGAGGGAGGCACCAUCGCCCGCGACGCGACGACGGGCCUCCCGAGCGGCCUGCUGGGCGAAGCGGCGGCGGUGACCUACGUGUGGCCGCACGUGGCGCGCGUGUCGACGGCCGAGGAGAAGCUGGGCUACAUCCGCCAGGCGGUGCGGGCCUACAACGCGGCGGGCUACACGGGGAUGAUCGAGAUGGCGACGGACGAGAACGUGUGGGCGACGAUGCAGCAGCUGCGGGCGCGCGAGCCCGUCCCCAUCCGCCUGGCGGCGCACUGGAUCAUCACCCCGUCGCCGGACGAGGCCGUCGUGCUGCGCCAGGUCGACCGCGCCAUCGCCCUGCACCGCGAGUACAACCGCACCACGUCGCCGGACUUCCGCAUCGCCGGCAUCAAGAUCAUCUGCGACGGCGUCGUCGACGCCUGCACCGCCGCCCUCCUCGAGCCCUACGCCAGCACCGGCACCACCUGCGGCCCGCUCUGGGAUCCCACGCUGCUGGCCAAGGUUGUCGCCAAAGCCGACGCCGCCGGCCUCCAGUGCGCCCUGCACGCCAUCGGCGACCAGACCGUCCGGCUGGCCAUCGACACGCUGGAAGCCUGCACCAGCACCAGCACCAGCAACCGCGGCAGUGGCAGUGGCAGCAAGCGCCACCGAAUCGAACACCUCGAACUCACCCACCCUGCCGACAGCGCGCGCCUCGCCCACCUCGGCAUCACCGCCUCCAUCCAACCCGUGCACGCCGACCCGGCCAUCCUGCGCGCCUGGCCCCGCCUCCUCGGCGAAGCCCGCUGCCGCCGCGCCUUCGCCUACGCCGAGUUCCUCCGCCACGGCGCCCCCCUCGCCAUCGGCACCGACUCCCCCACCGCCCCGCACGCCCCCCUCCGCAACCUCUACACCGCCACCACCCGCCGCUCCGCCCGCGACCCCGCCCUGGACCUCGUCUUCAACCCCGCCUUCGCCCUGCCGCUGCUCGAGGCCGUCGUCGCUGCCACCGCCGGCUCGGCGUACUCGUGUUUCGACGAGGAUCGCACCGGCACGUUGGCCGCCGGUAAGAUGGCGGAUUUUGUGGUCUUGGAUAUGGCCUGGGAGGCGGAGGAAUUGUUGGAGGCCGAGGUGCUGGAGACUUGGUUUGCCGGGAGGAGGGUUUUUGAACGGUGAGUGGAGUGGGGCGU
This is a messenger RNA of Aspergillus fijiensis CBS 313.89, 1846 nucleotides long. Its product is annotated as amidohydrolase. Gene Ontology annotation, molecular function: hydrolase activity, acting on carbon-nitrogen (but not peptide) bonds. The coding region runs from base 204 to 1832 and encodes 542 amino acids. NCBI's taxonomy places the organism in Eukaryota, Fungi, Ascomycota, Eurotiomycetes, Eurotiales, Aspergillaceae. The transcript has 2 exons. The record is from RefSeq and is a predicted model, not a curated record.